Molecule: messenger RNA, 4523 nt
Organism: Ornithodoros turicata
Lineage: Eukaryota; Metazoa; Arthropoda; Arachnida; Ixodida; Argasidae
Gene: Galk
Product: N-acetylgalactosamine kinase-like
Exons: 7
Coding region: 153-1571 (472 amino acids)
Biological process (GO): carbohydrate phosphorylation; galactose metabolic process
Cellular component (GO): cytosol; cytoplasm
Molecular function (GO): galactokinase activity; ATP binding
Source: RefSeq, a predicted model, not a curated record
UCGUGUUUUCCUGUCCCUAAGUGACUUCCGGGCGGGAAUAUCACCGUAUCACGUGGAAAGCGCCUGCUGCUCCUGUUUGUGGUGUCAGGGCGUCAACAUUCAGAUUCAGUUGCUGGUAUUUGACUCCGAAGAAGCACUUGAACUGCACAGAUAUGGGAGAGCCGCACGUAUCUGACUUCCCUCCUGAAGUUCAACUUCCUUCUGCAGAGAGCAAAUAUGAGAGCCGAAUUUCCGCAGCUCGUUCAGCUUUCCGCAAGGCUUAUGGACAGGACCCACUUUUCUUCACUCAUGCCCCUGGAAGGGUGAACUUGAUUGGGGAACACGUAGACUACUGCGGCUAUGCUGUUCUUCCAAUGGCCCUGCAGCAGAACAUCGUUGUGGCCUGUGCCCCAAAUGGCUCCAACACGUUAAACCUUGUCAACGUUGAAGACGGACGUUACCCCAGUCACUCUGAGAAGAUGGACUUGUUGAAAAUCGACGACAUUGCACCGCAGUGGUAUCACUAUUUUCUUUGCGGCGUCAAAGGAGUCGUAGAAGAUGAGGAGGCUGGUGAUAGGCCGAGUCGAGUGACUGGGAUGGAUGUGGUGGCGCAUGGCACUGUGCCUCCGUCUGCUGGGCUUUCGAGCUCCAGUGCAGUCGUAUGUGUUGCUGCUUUGGCUACACUUUGGUUACAAGGCACCAGAAUGAGCAAGAUGAGGCUGGCUACGCUGUGCGCAAAAAACGAACGAUACAUUGGCACUCAAGGGGGAGGCAUGGAUCAGGCUAUUGCAUUUUUGGCUGAGCAAGGAAGCGCAAAGCUAAUCCAGUUCAACCCCCUAAAAACAACCAACGUUCCCUUACCAAGUGGGGCAACCUUCGUUGUAGCCAAUAGCUGCGUCGAAAUGAACAAAGCUGCUACCUCCCACUUCAACACUCGUGUUGUCGAGUGCCACCUUGCAGCUAAGCUAAUUGCCAAGUCUCAAGGCCUCAAUUACGAGAAAAAGCUUCAACUAGCCGAUGUUCAGGCAAUGCUAAAGACACCUUUGGAAGAAAUGGUGGCCUUGGUACAGAACGUGCUGCAUCCAGAGCCCUAUAAGAGAUCAGAGUUGUGCCAACUACUUCAAAUGAAUGAUGCAGAGUUUGAAGCGUUGGUGCUUGGAAAGAACACAAAGCAUCUUCAAGAGUUUAAGCUAUACCAGCGAGCGUUGCACGUAUACAGUGAAGCAAACCGUGUCUGGCAGUUCAAGGAUGUUUGUGACAGGACAGAAACCCUGUCAGAAAAUGAGAUCCUGACCUCACUGGGCAAGCUCAUGAACGAAAGCCACAACAGCUGCCGAGACCUCUACGAAUGCAGCCACCCUGAUCUAGACCUCUUGGUUCAAACGUCUCUGAGGGCUGGUGCCUUGGGGUCAAGGCUGACAGGCGCAGGGUGGGGAGGAUGUACCGUCACGUUGGUGCCUUCGGAAAAAGUACCCGCGUUUCUGGACCAAGUGAAACAGGAGUUCUACAGAGAUAGAGGGAUACACGAUGCUUUGGACUCCCUAAUUUUUGUGACUCAGCCCGGCGAAGGGGCAGCGGUGAUUCUUCCCUAGUCUCGAGGGCUCUAAUGCUAUCUCAUACUUUUAAAGGGCAUUCCAUGUCGAGUCAUAUAAUGUGUGAUCAUUUUUAUUAUACACGUUUGUUCUUGAACUUAUAUCUUGGGGCAUUACAUACACAUCAGUGAGCCUUCAGCAACAAUUGCAGAGUGCACAGCCGAAAUUCUGUAUACAAGACAUCCCACUAGGAAUGGUAUGAAAAGGCAGUCUUUAGUAAUAUCUAGAGGGUACUUUUACUGCAGAUUUUAGAAGGAUCAGGGAGCAAUUCCUACACAGUGAGGAUUUGUGUAAAAGAAACAUAAGAUUUCAGUACAACUCUGACAUGACUCUGAAGUAACAGGCACUUUAUGUGUUGGCCCUUAAUGUUUUUUUUUUCUUUUUUUUUAUCGGGUGGCAAAAAGGUUGGGUUUUAUUUCGCGAGCUGUAAAACAGGGUAAAAUUGGGUGACACAAGGUGGACAAGAAACAAAUUUUCAGGUGAAGGUGCUUCUUGUAUUUCAGAUGAACAUGAUCAACACUUCUGAACUGAAAUUGAAAUGAAUAGUGCUUAGCAUUCUCCGAUGCCCCCAUAUUGGUGGCUUAAUUUGCAUUUUUCAAAUUUGUAUUCGGGGCUUUUUGGGUUUUACCCAGACUGACAGUGGUGCAAAUAGGGGUAAAAACGAUUUUACUGGGUCAAGCGUUGGAACGCAAAGGCCUAUACGUGUGUAAUCAAACCCAUUUGGGCUAGCACGAGUCCAUGUAGAUGAUCUCAGUGUAGCUUAUGCUGUAUUCUACAGAAAGGAUGGUAGGGUAUCCUCACGGAGCAUUACAGUAAGUAUUUGGUUAAUGAGACUCCAUAGCAGUCGUCAAGAAAAAUGAUAAAGGAAGAAUGAACCACGAAGUCAGAGUAACUAUUUAAUACGUAAGCUUUCGGGCAGAGCAUGCCAUUCUUCAGGUCUGAAGGGAAGAAGGGUCUUCAUUCUUUCGUUAUUAUUAUUCUUGACGUCUCAACAAGCAAGCUGGACUGUGUAUUACUUUACCCUCUUGAUCUCUCCAUAGCAGUCAAAGAAAGUACGAUAUAAACAGUGAGCAUGAAGAGUUCCGUGCAUGUGAAACAUGGACUCUUAAUUCUUCCAAAAAUAAUUUGCACAUAUAAAUUGUAUUGAAUGAAUGGUGCUGGUGCUUUCACACUUAACACGUGUCACGUUGAUAUAGUCCGUCCCUCUUGUCAGCGAGCCCCACUGGAGGGAGAGCUUAAUAUCAGCGUGCUGGGGAAAAAACAAAAACUAUGCAAACUGCAGCUGUACUGCACAAUUUUUAUUUUCAUCCCAGAGUACAUAAUUCGAAAAUCUCUCAGCCUUGCAAUUCAAGUGGACAGUGCUGUACAAAAGUUUACGGAACACUAGCAGCAAACUGGACCAUACGGAGUUGCAAGCAGGUAACUGGGUUACCUAGGCACAUGUCUGUAAGUCCGUACGGUCCCAUUUGCUGCUAUUCUGAGUCGAAAGAAUGCGUCAGGGAUUGUUCUGUAGAAUUUUGUCCACCACUGUACAAUGCAAUGAAACACGGUCAGGUGAAUGUGCAGUACCAGUUACAUGUUACAUUGUCAUGCGUUAGUCUGCACGUGUUAGUGUCUUCCUUUAGUGGGGUUCUUUGUCUGGAGUCAACUAUGAUCAUUAUCGUUACACUACAAGUUUUUGUGGAGGUAGAGGAUGUUGUUAACAAACUCCUCCCAAUCCCUACCCCUCUUACCAAGCUUUGCGAAUGUGAUCGUGAAAGAUAUGCAAGUAUAUGUACAUGAAUGACACAGGCACGCGAUGAUAUAAAUGAAUAGUCCUGCAUUGUGUGAAAUUAGGUCUGUGACCCAGCCGAGCCAGACCCUCAGAAACAUGCUUAUCGGCCCAGGUACGGCCCACAGUGCGGCGUAUUUUGUCGGCCUGGAGCACACAGCCAAUAAGAAGCCCGGACCAGGCCCGGAGCGCACAGCCAAUAAGAAGCCCGGCAGGCCAGGUCAGGCCCGUGCAGGGCUCUAGUUCAGAUUUAACAAAGAGACCUCCCAUUUGGCGGUUUGUCUCCUCUUUCUGUCCAACGCACCACAUUCUUGUUGAAGUUCGUAAGGGAUCACUUGACACUGUUCUGCUGACUAUCAUUAUAUAGCUUGAACCGAUGCAAGAAUGAAAACUUUUGCGUGAUAUGACCCCUGCUGGAUGUCUGUUUGACUGCAGUCAGUUUUUGUCAGUGAAUAACAUUUCAGCAGAUAAAUUAAGUCUUUAGUGUUAAUUAAUGUCUGCAUGAUUUUGUGAGUGCAUUUGAAAACUGGUGGUGCAAUAGCAUGAAAAGGAACAUUCCAACUGAUCUCGAGCAGAUAUCGAAGUGUUCUAGCACCAUUAGCAUGCACUCAGUCCAAAUGUGAGACAGGAGAUGCUCCAUUGCUUGAGUACGACCUUCAAGGCACCUACCUUCAGCUUAGUUUCUGACUGAGCAAAAAGUCUGCGAACAAAUUCAGUACCUACCCUCACUACACGAUGGCAGCUCCUGUCGUACCACUAAAACCUUCCAUGCUAAAACAGCCCCAGUAGGAACAAAAAAUCUGUUUGACAACAAGUUUUAUGAAAAGCAAGAGCGAGCUAUGGGAAGCACUACAGAGAUCAAAUUAACAAACCAGGAACGAAAGCAAAGUUGCAGAUUGGAAAACUAAGUCUUUCUCUGUGGGCAUAUGAAUGGUCUUCUUUGGUUCUGGAAUGUUUCCUUGUCCCAUAUUGUGCAUAUGAAAGUGAACUUUUCAGGGAUUCCCACAAGAUCAUUAAAAAUGGCAUACGUGUCUACAAAUUCAGUAAAGACUUCCUACUCUGUCAGCCAGAGCAUGACGUGCGAAGAGUUUCUUACUAGUCCACCCUUUUUGGUUUUGUGACGUCUUUGAAAUUAUCUUUCAAAUGAGGUUCCAAAAAUAAAAAUUCAGUGUACAUGUUUA